UUAAUAGCUCAUACAGAUAUAUAUUAGCACCCUUCAUAUCUACUUAGCCAUAAUUCCUUAUUCAUUUGAUUCAUAUUCUUGUUCAUAAUUAAUUAGUUAACAAAGUAGUAACUCCCUAAUCAGACUUUCGGCGAGGCAAGGCCGAUUUCAAUAAUCCUUGCCUCCGCCAUUAUCACACACAAAUUAUUAAAAAUCUCUCAUCUAAUUCUUACUUUGUAUUAAUUAAUUAGUAUUAUUACCGUAAUUAAUGGCGGUAACCAUGUAUAGGCCCUUGUUUGUAUCAACUGGAAGGGAAGAAGAAGAGCUUCAAGGAAACGUUACCUACUUAAUAUCGCCAUCUUCUUCGUCGGGCGAGUCAUUAUCGGAGGAGGACAAAUUACAAUUGCUGCAAGAUAUUCCGGUGGCGGCAGCAGCGGCGGCCGCGUGGAAGAAGAGGAAGCGGGCGAUGUCGAAGCAGCUGUCGAUGAUUAAGACGGAAUGCGAAUCGGAGACGCCGCGGGACAUGGCGUGGGAGAGGCGGCGGAGGCAGAUUCAGACGCAAGAGCAGAGGCGGAACAGUAGCGGCAGCAUGCACGACGUGGACGAGGUGACGGACGAGGACCUUAAUGAGCUGAAAGGCUCCAUUGAAUUAGGGUUUGGAUUCAACGAAGAAGAUGGCCAGACACUUUGCAACACGUUGCCGGCUCUAGAUCUUUAUUUCGCCGUGAACCGCCAAGUUUCCGGUAGCACGGCGUCAACCCCUCGGAGCAUCUGCUGCCAUAGUCGUCGCUCUUCCUUUGGCAGCCCCGGCGUCCCUGUUGAUUCCGAUUCUUGGAAGAUUUGUAAUCCAGGGGAUGACCCUAAACACGUGAAGACAAAGUUAAGGCAUUGGGCUCAAGCGGUUGCUUGUUCUGUUAUAAUGCAAACUCAUUAAAUAAAGUCUGGGAUGGGAUAAAUCCAUGCGUGCUUUGAAUUUGUACAGAGGAAGAUAAAAUUAAUUAAUUAAAUAUACACAUAUAUAUAUAUACAUAUGUUUCUAUAUAUAGAUGCAGAAAGAAAUAGAGAAGAUAGAGAGAGCAAGAAGAACCAAGGAAAGGUGGUACCAACAGAAGGAAGAGGGAGUCCCUUCAAGUUUAUUAGUUAUAGUUUAUGGGCAUUUGUUGAUCUUAUUAUAUAUAUUAAAAAGAAAAGGCCAAAAUAUCAUAAGAAAAAAAAUGUGGAAAUUUGUUUUAAUUCGUUGGGGUUUUUCCCGUUGGAGCUAAACAAAUUCAAAGAUUUGGCUUCAAUGAGAGUAGUAGUGGUUGACUGGUUGGAGAUCAAUUAUAUAUGAUCUAAGCAAUCAUGCAUCACCUCAUGGGGUUAAUUCAAUUUCCUUUCAUUAACGAGUAAUUGUCUUUUUUUAAUUUCAUAUGACAAUAAUAAGAGGGAAAAUGUUACAUGCAAUAUAUAUUGGAUUAUUGUAUUUUGCAACACAAUGUUGC
Arachis ipaensis is the source of this 1460-nucleotide messenger RNA. Its product is annotated as carboxylate clamp-TPR protein (DUF1685). The record is from RefSeq and is a predicted model, not a curated record. Lineage: Eukaryota; Viridiplantae; Streptophyta; Magnoliopsida; Fabales; Fabaceae.